UGAACUCACAGUGAAGAGGAGGAAUCACUAAUCAGUAAUCAAUCUGAGCUCAAACAUUUUUGAAAUUCCAGAAAACUGAAGAAAUGGCUAUGGUGGUAGAAGAGAGCGGAGCAGAGGUGAAAUUUCCGUGCUGGAAGCCGGUACGACGACGUUUCCUUCCGGAAGCCCCCUUCUUCGCGGCUGGUAACAUAGAAAGAGAACUCCUCGCCAAACAGGUUGCUGUGGACUUAACUCAAGAAGAAAAGCAGCUGAUGCGAGACGUGGAAGAUUGGGGAAGCAGUGAAGUGUAUUGCCCAAUUGUUGGCUGUGGAGCACGUCUGAAAUCUUUGGACGACUUUGAAGAUCACUACAAAGCACGGCACAUGGCAUCUUGUUCCGUCUGCACACGAGUAUAUCCAACAUCACGCUUACUCAGUAUACAUGUAUCCGAAGCUCAUGAUUCUUUCUUCAAGGCAAAAGUUGCCCGUGGAUUUGAUAUGUAUGAAUGCCUUGUCGAAGGCUGUGAUGCGAAGCUGAAGAACUAUAAGAGCAGGCAACAACAUCUGAUCGACAAGCAUAAAUUCCCAGUUUCUUUCGAGUUCUUCAAGAAAGCUAAACUAUCAAAAAAGCAGAGGCACAAAGUCCAGCAGAAAAAAGCAAUGCACACAGACACAGAGGAAAGCUCAACAAGUGCAAUGCAAGUGGAUGAAGAAGAAAUGGACAAUCUUGUUUCAUCAGUUUCGAGACUAAGUACUUCAGAUUCUCCUUCAGCUAUCAGUUUCGGGCGCCGCCACACUCGUGGUCUUGCUUUUGUCCCUCGGGCUGUUCAGAAAGAGAGAAAUCCAGGCACUUCAGUUGACCAAAAUAACAGAUAGUGGACAUUUUUUAAAGCUCAAAAUUGAAGUGUCUGAAAGUGUUUUUGUAGAUGCAUAUCUUUUCAAUUUUGCUUGAGAACUUGUACUAUUUCAUGGGUAACUUGGAACGUUAUUAGUGGGGGCUUAUUAGUAAAUUCCCCACGUUUAGUUUGAAUACCAUAGAAUAUCAUCAUCAGUUGGUGUUUUGUCGAAUGUAAUUGGGAUAGAUCAACUGCAACUGUAGAAUAUAUUUGUUUCCUUAACUGCCCUUUCAGUCUUAA
Erythranthe guttata (spotted monkey flower) is the source of this 1114-nucleotide messenger RNA. Its product is annotated as nucleic acid binding / zinc ion binding protein. Lineage: Eukaryota; Viridiplantae; Streptophyta; Magnoliopsida; Lamiales; Phrymaceae. The record is from RefSeq and is a predicted model, not a curated record.